Messenger RNA from Rhincodon typus (whale shark), 811 nucleotides. Its product is annotated as DNA polymerase epsilon catalytic subunit A-like. Gene Ontology annotation, biological process: DNA replication; nucleotide-excision repair, DNA gap filling; DNA replication proofreading. The record is from RefSeq and is a predicted model, not a curated record. Gene Ontology annotation, molecular function: DNA-directed DNA polymerase activity; DNA binding; single-stranded DNA 3'-5' DNA exonuclease activity. The annotation marks the transcript as partial. Gene Ontology annotation, cellular component: epsilon DNA polymerase complex. The transcript is spliced from 8 exons. NCBI's taxonomy places the organism in Eukaryota, Metazoa, Chordata, Chondrichthyes, Orectolobiformes, Rhincodontidae.
UGAAUGAGUCGUAGACAUGGUGCUGCAGAACAGCGGGAAGCUCAGAGCUGAGAGACGGCCGGUAGCCGACACCAGCAAUUCUGAGGAUGGCUCCUCCCUUCCUGCACUCAAGCGCCUGGAGCGCAGUCAGUGGACAGAUGAGAUGGAUGCACGAUUUGGGUUUGACCGUCUCAAAGAUCCAGGCGAGAAGACUGGUUGGCUUAUCAACAUGCACCCAGCAGAACUCCUGGAUGAAGACAAGAGAUUGAUCAGUGCUGUGGAUUAUUAUUUUAUUGAAGAGGAUGGGAGCAGAUUCAAGGUUGCUCUACCUUUUGAACCCUAUUUCUAUGUCGCAACAAAAAAGGGCUGUGAACGAGAGGUUUCAUCAUUCUUGUCCAAAAAAUUUCAAGGCAAAAUAAGUAAAAUAUCAACCAUUCCAAAAGAGGAUUUGGAUCUGCCUAACCACUUGGUUGGCUUGAAGAGACUCUACGUUAAACUCGCUUUUAAUACAGUUGAUGACCUGAUAAAAGUACGAAAGGAGAUUUCCACAGCUGUUAAGAAAAAUAAAGAAAGAGAGAAAUCAAAUGAUGCCUAUACUGUCAUGUUAUCCAGUGCCUUGGCUGGGGGCAAUGUGACUGAAGAGGAAGGAACAUCCAAAAAAAUUUCUGAUCAAAUGGAAAACAUAAUUGACAUCCGAGAAUAUGAUGUCCCCUAUCACGUUCGAGUAUCUAUUGAUUUGAAGAUUCAAGUGGCGCAUUGGUACAAUAUACGAAUUCGGGGUGGUGCCUAUCCUCCUGAGAUUAUACGUAGGGAUGACUUGGUUGAGCGACCA